CACACUGGCAGUCACGUGACGGACAUAUAGUAGAACUCGGUGAGCGCACAGUCCAGUGAGAACGCUGCUGUAUGGAGAGCGUCAAGGGCAAACGCUGCUCUGGAGUAACGGCUGAAACAAACACCUCCACGCCCAGAAUAUGAGCUGAUCCUCAGAAUUAACAGGGUUUACUGUGUUCUCGCUGAAGAUUUUGGAUUGCAGAAGUGUUUCCCUGACACAGGUCAAGGAGCGAGUGUCGUGUGUUUCUCACCCGUGGCUUUGGUGACCCAUGUCUGUUUGGCCUGACUUCCCAGCCACAUAGGGAACCAUUCUAUCACAAGUGUCUCUAAACACAGAGUCUGAGUUCAGCAGGAGCCAGCGGUUUGGAUGCAGCCAGGGAUGGUGGAUAACUCUUACACAGGCUCUUUACCGGCCUUCCACCUUUCUGACAUGGUGACAGACCUAGGCUCCUACCAUGUAAUGUCAUCACCAUUUUCGGAGGAUGAUCUCAGUGAGACCUUCAGCCCUCGUUCCUGUUCCAGCCCAGACUCCCAGUUGCUGAGCUCCAGCUACAGCAGCACCUCCAGUGCUGAGAGCCAGGACAGCAUACUGGACCACCUGCUCUCCCAGGCCUCUUUAGGAUGUGUCACCAGUGACCCAGCAGCAUCUGGAGCACCUACACAAUCACCCAGUUCUCUAUGGGAGUCACGGAGAAAUGAACCCGUGAAGGAGGAAAACUUUGAUUUCCUUGCCUGGUCCAAUGAAGAGACAGAACAACAUCAAGAUUCCUUCCAGCCCACCCUGGAGGAGAUUGAAGAAUUCCUUGAGGAGAAUAUGGAGGUGGUAAUGAUGAAGCAGGAGAUCAGAGAAGACUGUCUAGGCUUUGGAGUGGAACUGGAGGAAGGUCCCGGUGUAGAAGUUGGCUUGGAGUGGUGCAGUGACACGUCGUCUGAGCCUGAGCAACAACCGGAGUAUUCUGACCAAACUGUUCCCACUGGCAGCACCUCUAGCCUAGCCACUGCUACAGGCGCUGAGACCAAGGCUGAGUCAAUCAAAGCCACUGGAGUUAAGAAAGCAUCAGUCAACAAACCUUCAUCAGACAGUGGCACUAACAGUAGCAGGAUGCCGGUCAUCCUGCAGCUACAGCCACUUCACAUCAAGCAGGAGUCCACAGUAGUGCCUGUGACCCCACAUGUCCCACACCCACCACCUCCCCCAGCCACAGACCUCAAGGUGGGACAGCUACUGGUAAACAUCCAGGGCCAGACCUUCGCCUUGGUUCCCCACAUUGUACCUUCCCCCAGCGUGAACAUCUCUUCCAAGUUUGUACGAAUUGCUCCCGUCCCUAUUGCAGCCAAGCCUCUUGGCCUCGGGGACGCCUCCGCCAGCCAGGGGGCGGGGAUUAUAGUUGGAAGUCAAAAGUUCCAGAGGAAUCCAAUGGCGGAUUUUAUUAAAAUGCACAAAUGCACUUUUCCCGGCUGUACCAAGAUGUACACCAAGAGCAGCCACUUGAAGGCCCACCUCCGGAGGCACACGGGGGAGAAGCCUUUCGCCUGCAACUGGCAGGGCUGUGGAUGGAGAUUUUCACGGUCGGAUGAGCUUUCCCGACACCGGCGGUCCCACUCGGGGGUCAAGCCAUACCAGUGUCCAGUGUGUGAGAAGAAGUUUGCCCGCAGUGACCACUUGUCAAAACACAUCAAAGUCCAUCGUUUCCCACGAAGCAGCCGGACAGCUCUCUCUGCAAACUAAUGUCUUCCUUCAACCACUGGGAUCGCCAGAAACGCUGGGAUCGCCCUACCACACAUGUGGGCCAUGGGAGCAAGGUGUGCGUGUGGUUAUGACUGUGUUCAUCAUGGUUGUAUCAGUCAACGAGGGCCUUUCAUCUCAUUUAUUUUGAAGUAAACAACACGGUUGGGGCUGCUGCUGCUACUUUGGUUUGCGUUUGCCCUCGUGGUUGUUCCGACCUAAUCUCCUGCCCCUGCACAAAACUCCAUAACAGCUGACUUUGUUCUAGAUUAUUUUCUAGAUGUUAUUAGUGGGUGUUUGUCCUGCCUUUCACUUGGAAGCUGCUGAUGACCAGUGACUUUCCUCAUUUUCUGCAGUGAUUGGGAAUCCUGAUCCCCAUUAGUGACAGUCUUCCUGGGGUCCAAAAGCCUGUGAACCUUCUGUCAUAUCCUCGUCCCAGUUUUUGCUGCUGUGCACCACAGUUCAUAGACACAAAAGAUGGGCAAUCCAUUUUAAGAGGCAGCAAUCUGCUAGAUGGACAUUAUGGAUAGUAAAUAAUGGACUAGGACUAGAGCCCAUUUUAACAGCAGCUGUAUCAUCAAUAGAUGGACGACAGUAUGCAAUGAUGCAAAGACAUCAGCCAUUUGACCAGUGUUUUUUCUAUUACGCUAUCACAUGAACCUCUGCUGGUCUCCUAAUCAGGAUUCCUGAAUGUCUCUGUCCAAGAAUAACUUCUGAUUGGAACAAUUGAUCAUAACCAGCUGCUGCUCCCUUUGACUGGAGACACCCUGACAUCAGCUGGUGAGAUUGGUGCUCCUGAAGUCAGUACCGUGCGUUCUGAGGCCAUGUGACGUUUCCUAGUAUCUGAGCUCUUCUCUCCUUUUUGCUGCCUGGCACCUGCUGUAAUGUCAGGGUGGUGACGAUGCCGUCCAUUUGUAAUGUACAUGAAGUGACAUUAAAUAGGACCACACAACAUUGUGCAUCAUUCCUUCUAUUCAAUCUUUGAAUUUGUGAAGCUUGUGUGAACACAGGUGUUUUAUUGCAUCCUAUGAAUGUAUGUCAACAUGCAGGAAACACAGACUCUUAAAACAAAUGUGUGGAUGCGAAGGUUUCUAGAGUAAACCCGAAAUGUGAACAGAACUUUUCAGUACAUAGCAUUAUAUAUUAUAUAUAUAUAUUUUUUUUCUUUGUUUUAUUCAAGCUGCAUUUA
This is a messenger RNA of Betta splendens (Siamese fighting fish), 2914 nucleotides long. Its product is annotated as Krueppel-like factor 15. The coding region runs from base 367 to 1728 and encodes 453 amino acids. Gene Ontology annotation, molecular function: RNA polymerase II cis-regulatory region sequence-specific DNA binding; DNA-binding transcription factor activity, RNA polymerase II-specific. Gene Ontology annotation, biological process: regulation of transcription by RNA polymerase II. The transcript has 3 exons. NCBI's taxonomy places the organism in Eukaryota, Metazoa, Chordata, Actinopteri, Anabantiformes, Osphronemidae. The record is from RefSeq and is a predicted model, not a curated record.